CUAAUAAUACACUCACUAUAGUUAUCUAUCUACCACUACCAGACUGAGAAUCUAAGAUGUAAUUGACAAUAUGAACAAUAGAAAGUUUGUGUUGACACCUCAUCGCCACAAUGAGUGAAACAAAAGGGAAGAAGGGGUCCCUACCCCUUGGCUGGAUUGUAAAACAAUCCUCCACAUACAAGGACCGGGUGUAUUACUUCAACCAGAUUACAGGUGUCUCGACUUGGGAGCUGCCAAAGCUGGAUGAAACUAAAGAUACCAAAAUGAAGAAGACCAAAGAAAAAGAUAAGGCUGAUGGGAAAGGCGGUCUGAAAGAGCAAACAAAAAAGAACAAGACAGAAAAGGUUGAUGUCCGAGAGAAGGGGGAUUUUCUAGAUCAGAAACAUAAGAUAAAAUCUAAAGCAGUGGUAAAAGGAAAGAUGGAGGACAAAGAUAAAAUUGAGCUCAAAGUUGAUCCAAAACGCCAGAUGGAAUCGAAAGGAGAACAGGUUGCAGUCAAACGGAAAUCAGAAAGAAAUGACAAGACAGAAUCUAAAGGAAAGGAGGUGGCCAAACGGAAAGUAGAUCUGACAGCUACGACAGAAGAGGGAAUGGUGAAUGAGACAGGCUCUGACCUGGAAGAGGGUGAAGUUGUCGACUCUGUAGAAGAACCUGGGACAAAUUCAGCUGUGCAGCCAACAGCAACGGAUUCCAAGCAACAGUCAGAUGUCAAUGAGUCAGGAUCUAAGGUCAAGGAAGCAAAAGAUUUGAGUGAUUCAGAUUCGCCAGCAGAAUCUCCUUCUAAACGGUCGAGACAUUCUCCUAGGAGGCAUAAACAUAAAAAGCAUAGGUCAAAGAAAUCGUCAAAAAAUGACUUAAGUCCGCAUAGGAGCGACAAAACGGGUAGUGAUAGGGGUAGGAAAAGAUGCAGUGAUUCAGUUGAUGAAGAGGAUAGUUCAGAAAUGAGGGUACCAGUGCGCAGUGCGAGAGAGUUAGGGUUGAAGCCUUUGAAGUUAGAUAAGCCACUGAGGAGGCCUAGGACUUCUAGUGUUAGUGUUGUCGGGCCUGCUCUGGCACCGAAAAGGGCGCCUUGUUCUGUAGAAAGGGAAAAAGAGCAUGAAACCUCGGCUGGAAAGUCAACAGAUAUUAAUCCUGGAGGGUUAGGAGCGGAAUGCCGAAAAUCUUGUUCCAAGUUAAAUUUGGUUGUGAGUGGAAAUGAAGUUGGUACGAAAAAUGGAAUAUCCGAAAAAUCGAGUAGUGUUAGUAUUAGUAGCAAGAUUGAAUCUGUCGCAAAAUGUGAAUCAGUUGAUAAGUCAUCCUUGCUGGAGAAAUCCAGGGGUAUAAGUUCAGGAGAUGUCAGUAAAGCUAUUGAAAGGUUGAAUAAGGCUAUUGAAAAAACUGUUAAGGAAUCUCACAAGAGAAGUAGAGGUGGUGAGUCAGAUGAUUUGAAAUCAAUCUCAAAAUGUUUGAAAUCAUCUCCAGAGACAGAAACUGCUGAAGUUGGGAUGGAAAAGUUGACAAAAAAUCAGCGUAAGAAGCGAGCAAAGGCUCGAGCGAAGACGGCAAAAUUGGUGGAAAAUCUUAAAUUUGUUACAACGCAGAUUCGAAAAGUGACUGAUUCUCCGGAAGAGAAGCGAAAAUUGGAUGCGCUGCGUAAAUCUCAGUCAACAGAGACUUCGGAAGUACCAAAUGUCUCUAUUCAGGAUAGACCUGUUCUGAAAGCUGUGAGGAAAUUGCACACAUUUGGGCAGACUGUUACACCUGACCUGGUGCAAAAAGAGAGUGCUGUCAAUACAGCGGGGCCACUGGGACCGAUUCUUGACUCGAUGAGACCUCGGUCAUUGCUGGUCAAUGCAAUCAAACCUGCUGCAACUACAACUGCUGGGAUUAUUCUGCAAAAUCGGUCGCUUGGGUCUAAGUUAGUUCCAUCCCAAUCUGCAAUAGCUCCACCAGCAACAGUACAAAAUGCAGCAGCACAGGAUAUGAAACUCAGUUUUAAGAUGGCUCCGCAACCGCAGACGAAAAUUCAGCCCAUUGAUUUCAAUCUAUUGAAUGCUCAACAUGCAAAGAAGAAAAUUGUGCCAGUCAAAAAAUCAGACAGGCUAUUUGGAAGACAGAGCCCUGACUUGCCUUUGGACAGUAAUAAUGCAUUGUUCAAUGCUCAACAGUUAGCUGGUCCAAGUUAUGUUGGCACUGGAGCAGAUGAAAUUUCAGGUAAAGAGGAGAAUGAUGCUAAUUGGGAUAGACAACAUGAAUUCAAUUCCAAUAACAUGGCCUCUGGAAAUCUGACCAUGAGCAUGGAACAGAAAGUUGUCCAAAGUGAAGCAUUGAAAACUAUUGAAAAGUCGGGUGGCCUUUUUGGAAAGGGGGCUACAAAAAAUCUGUUUGGAAAGCAGGGGAAUGAGGUUGCGAACCGAAAUGCAUCCCCUGUGUUAGACUUGGAGUCGCCUGAUUUUAUAAGCGAAACAUUACCAUUAUCGAGCCCUGAGGCUAUGCAGCAGGAUGCCUUUUUCUCGCCGAUACACCGUCCUGUUACGCCAGAAUUGACAAUGGAAUUGGCCCAAACAUGGCAAGGAAUGGACACUGUGAUGCAGCAAAAUCCACCUUUCCACACUCCACACAUAACGGGUUACACGAGAAGUGCUAUGACCGAGCCUCUGCCUUUGAGAAGCGACAUGAAUGUAUCACCAUUUGAAGCAGCACUUGGCAUGGGGAACCAGACAUAUCAUGCAGAUGUGAUCGAGUCGAUGGAUACAGAUCAAGGAUCGUCUGUUAAUACGAAACUCUUCAUCGUAUUAGAUACGAAUGUCCUAAUGCAACACACUGCCUACGUUGAAGAUCUACGUGAUCGAAGCUUCAGCAACCUCGGCAAGCCGGUGGUCAUCAUACCUUGGAUUGUCAUGCAGGAGUUGGAUUCCUUGAAAGACAACAAAGGUCCUAAUAGGAUUCUGCAAAGAAGCUACAGUGCCGAGACACAGGCCCGCCUGGCAGUGAAGUUCUUACACACUUGUUUCCAGAGCAAACAUCCACGGAUUGUAGGGCAGACCCCGCGGGAGGCAGCGCUUCCUACCUCAGGAGACCUCACGAUAGAAUCCAAUGAUGACCAGGUGCUACAGUGUUGUUUACAGUGCAAAGAAAAAUAUCCAGAUUCCCUGGUGGUACUCUUUACGAAUGACAUGAAUUUGUGCAGUAAAGCUAUGAUAAUGGGGAUACAGGCAUUUACACACGAGAAUCUCCAAAAUGGUAUCAAUAACUUCUGUGUAGUUCCUGCCGAUGUCGAUGAUGAUCAGCUUGAUAACCUCCGAACCCAUACACCACCAGUUUUGGUAGAUCCAGUUCAGAAAAAGCAAGAAGAUGCUAAAAAACUGGCUGAUGAUAUCCUCUGUGAUUUGAAGGAGAUUCUCCAUGAAGGGCUGUCAAUCGUCCUCCGGUCUGAGCUACAGGCAGUUUAUGAUGACGUAUGGAAAGAUAUAGUCUUCAAGAAACCUCCCUGGACUCUGUGUGAUAUUCUCCAGUCUAUCAAAAAACAUUGGAUUGCUGUUUUUGGAGAUCUAUUUGGUCGAGAUUUAGAAUGCCACAUUCAGGCCCUUGCCAAGCACUUCAAGUCUGGACAAGGUUUUGGUAUUGGUAUAAAGGAGGUGUGUGGUCUGAUCUAUAAUGCAUUAGCUUUAUACGAGCUUGCCAGAAAAUUUAAAAGUCACAAUGCCCCACAGACAUUUGACAGAUGCCUUCAAAAUCUGCACACUCUCCGAAAAAUCUGCCAGGGUGUUCUGAGAGAAAAAUUACCUGUUGACGCAGGGCUGACUCGGCUGAAAGAAAUGGUGCUUAAUCCUACAACAGUGACUUCCAGUGUUCAGGCUGCUACCUCACAAGACUCUGUAUCUGCUUUAACUUCCACAAUGAGGCCGUCUACGUCUGAUAUCACGAUGCUUCCCAGUGGGGGGCGCUCACCAGCCGUCGGGUUCAACCUAAGGCAGAAAGAUGUUGAAGCCGUCCAGAGUAAAUUUCAACAGCUUUGGGAGAAUAUUAAUCACUUUUGUGAUCUCCUGAUGCAAGUCUUCCAAGUCCCAAAUGGUGGUCCUCUACCCCCUGAUCUGCCCAGUCGUGACCAGGCGGUUGAAUUCUUUGCCAGACUACUGCCGUGCAUUGAGCAGCUACGGACAAGCUACCGAAAUAUGCUAAUGUCCUCGCCCGAGCAGCUUGAAGCGCAUCCCCAGGUCUUCCUCAAACUCUGUGAAAACGUCAACUCAUUCUUUGUCAAAUUAGAUGUACAGAUCACAUCACCCCCACUUGAACCCAGCCAGCUCGAGUAUUUUUACUCCGAUAAUGAAAAACGUGAGGUGCUCAAAUGUGGCUAUUCUCAAUUGGAGGAAAUGAUUAACAGGCUGGAAUUCUGUGAUACGCAACUCAUACCUGAGGAAAGACUGAUUAUACACAGUAGCUAAACAAGAUCAGGCGAGCUUAAUUGCCCAACGAUGGCGAUAUCUUGUCCAUCAGUAUGUUUGUAUAGCCAAUCUAUACAGGAGGAUUUCUUUCAAAGUUCUAU
This is a messenger RNA of Lineus longissimus, 4525 nucleotides long. RefSeq lists its product as uncharacterized. The record is from RefSeq and is a predicted model, not a curated record. Lineage: Eukaryota; Metazoa; Nemertea; Pilidiophora; Heteronemertea; Lineidae. Gene Ontology annotation, molecular function: protein binding. The transcript has 16 exons. Bases 111 to 4424 code for a protein of 1437 amino acids. Gene Ontology annotation, cellular component: nucleus.